AUGGUCUUCACGCCCGUACUCGUCGCUGCCGUCGUUGUCGUCCACGUCGCCGCAGCACUCGACGUCUUUCAUCGCGGCGUGCAUCCCGACCUUGAUGAACAGCCUUUCUCUCUUCGUGGCCAGCUCCUUCUCAACGACAAUACCCUGGCCUUUACACCGUCACCCUCUUUCUCCAGUGACCUCUUUUCUUUCGCCCAGACGCUGACAGAAUUGAACCUCGAUAAUGACCGCGCCUCCUACCAGGUGGCCCUAGAUCGUUCACCUAGUUGGGAAAUUUCUUCUGUAAAAUUCUGCCAUCUUGCUCAGCCAUUUGCUGAAGAUUUGAUACUCUACACAACUUUGGUAAAUCCAUCGACACCGUACGCUAUUAAUUAUUUCGUAUCGCCAAUACCCCAAGAUGGAUCUUGUCCAGAGACAUUUUGGGUAGAUGUGUCCCAUGCCGGGCCUAUAAAUACAACAAUCACUCUUCGCGCGCGACACUUUCCACCCUUACCUGAACUUCGAACUCCCCCACCUCUGACGCCACAAGGCGAACCCGUCCAGCCCCCCGAAGAAAAGAGCUUCUUCCAGAAGUAUUGGAUGUACAUCGCUGCGGUCCUCAUUGCUCUCACACUUUCAGGUGGCGCUCCAGAAGAGGAAGGGGCUAGACGUCCGGCAUGAUAUUCGCCAUCGAGGUUCGACAUCAGUUCUACCCUGCAUUCCCGGGCUUUGUUAUAUUUUUCUCGGUCAUCGGGAUCUAUGCAGGAUCGCAGAUUCUGUCGUGUGUUCUACACGUACUCUAUGAAUAUAUUUCUUGGCCACCAUGCCUUUGCUGCUAAC
Guyanagaster necrorhizus is the source of this 819-nucleotide messenger RNA. RefSeq lists its product as uncharacterized. The coding region runs from base 1 to 660 and encodes 219 amino acids. The record is from RefSeq and is a predicted model, not a curated record. The transcript has 4 exons. NCBI's taxonomy places the organism in Eukaryota, Fungi, Basidiomycota, Agaricomycetes, Agaricales, Physalacriaceae.